This is a messenger RNA of Pneumocystis jirovecii RU7, 363 nucleotides long. RefSeq lists its product as uncharacterized. The record is from RefSeq and is a predicted model, not a curated record. NCBI's taxonomy places the organism in Eukaryota, Fungi, Ascomycota, Pneumocystomycetes, Pneumocystales, Pneumocystaceae. The transcript has 3 exons. Bases 1 to 363 code for a protein of 120 amino acids.
AUGUCUGAAUAUGAUCAGGAAAAGCGAUGCAAACGUCUAUUAUAUGCUUCAACUGUGUUUCUUGCAUUGGGUUUAGGGUUUUCAUAUAAAUAUACAAGAUUAAAACCAUCUGAUUUAUCACUAAAAAAUGUGCUUUUUGGGAUGAAGGCAUUGGGCAUUAGUACUCUUAUUUGUAUUGGAAUAUUUGGUUUAAGCAUUGUUACUGUUUCAAGGGCGCUGAAAGUCAAAAAUAUUGAAGAGUUUUCGAGUGUUAUGAGGAAUUAUAUGAAAACAUCUUUUCCAUCGUUAAAAGUACGCUCUAAUCAAGCUGAUCAUGACGAUACUGAUAAACAUGUUACACUAAAAGAUUUGUCUUGGGAUUAA